Messenger RNA from Scophthalmus maximus (turbot), 3701 nucleotides. RefSeq names its product ras-related protein Rab-26. The record is from RefSeq and is a predicted model, not a curated record. Lineage: Eukaryota; Metazoa; Chordata; Actinopteri; Pleuronectiformes; Scophthalmidae. Gene Ontology annotation, cellular component: Golgi apparatus; endosome. The transcript is spliced from 10 exons. The coding region runs from base 1108 to 1863 and encodes 251 amino acids. Gene Ontology annotation, molecular function: GTP binding; GTPase activity.
UGUUAGGAGAGACAAAAGUGCCCCGUGAUGCGAAAGAGGCAGCGGCCAGUAGCUGAGCACGAGCUUGUGUUUCUUGGUGUCCCUAAGAGUUGUAAUAACAGAGAGCUGUCAGUAUGGGGAGCUGUUCAUCAGUUAAUAGAUGCCAUCUGGAUUUAAAGGUGACAUAUUAUACAGAAAUCCCCUUUUCAGUGUUUGCGCACCUAAGUGUGUGUAUCUGUGGAGCCAGCCUGGCUAAACCCAUCAGCCGGGCUCUGAACAACUGGUUCAGAUUUCUCUCUCUCCCUUAUGUCACAGUUGGACUUUUUUUUCCACAAUAAUGUGGCUGCAAAAUGAAUUUCGACUCCUGAUUUUCUACUUAAUUGAUCAAAAUCUUCUCUGACUUGUGUAUGUCGUUGGAUUUGAUUGACUGAGGCUGUUCUUGGAUUCACCCACAUCUGAUGAAGACAUUUGUCAAAAGAGCUGCAUGAAACACUUCCUCAUUCAGAACGCGUCGUGCAUCUCAAGCAUACAUUCAUCCCGGGUUUGCUUCCCCGUCUCCUUUUUGAUGGCUCAUAUACUACAAAGCGAGCGAGACAGUUAUGAACCUAUCCAUGUGAGACUGUGAUCUUUUGAAGAUCCAGCAGCCGCCACGUGAGCGUUGAGCACAACAAACCAUCUGCCUCUGUUGAUAAAAAGAAGACUAAAGUGAUUUGUUUCUGUUUGUGCAACGCCAUAUUUGUGAAGACAUGCUGACAAAUGUAUUUCCACCUUGCUUGCAUCUUAUACUCUUCCUCCCUGGCAUGUCCUUCUCCCCAGAAUAAAGCCAAAAUAUAGUUUGAAGUGAUGCAGUAUCACAAAAAAAUCUAAUCUCUAUACAACUAAAACGCGAAAGCAAAUGCAUAUCGUACAAAAAGCUUUUUUUUUUAACAUGUUGAAGAUAUGUAAUUUUCCGCCAAAAUAUCCAGUCCUGGUGUACAAUAUCCACAUGUCAUUCCUCUAGCUUUAUUUUAGAGGUGAACUCCAGCACUGUCAUGCACUUCGUGAUCCCUCCGUCCACUACACCGACUGCCUCCUGCCGACCCUGCUGCUGAUAAUGACUCUACACAAUCUACACAGGCAAUCGGAGCCAUGUCCAGGAAGAAGGCAGUGAAAGGCAAAGGGGGCUCCAAGAGCCCCAAGGCGUCGCCGAGCAGCAGCGCGAGGACGGGCAGAGGUCUGGCCGCCGCGGCCGCCCCGUCCUCCGGACUGGUGUAUCCCAGCAGACCGUCCAUCAGCAACAGCGGGGAGUUUUACGACAUCGCCUUCAAGGUGAUGCUGGUGGGGGAUUCAGGUGUGGGGAAGACCUGCCUGCUGGUUCGCUUCAAAGAUGGAGCCUUUCUUGCCGGGAGCUUCAUCUCAACUGUGGGCAUCGACUUCAGGAAUAAAGUUAUGAGCAUUGAUGCUGUGAAGGUCAAACUGCAGAUUUGGGACACCGCUGGUCAGGAGCGUUUCCGGAGUGUCACACAUGCUUACUACCGCGACGCUCACGCUCUUCUCCUUCUGUAUGAUGUCACGAACAAAGCAUCCUUUGACAACAUCCGGGCGUGGCUGACAGAGAUCCAUGAGUACGCUCAGCAGGAUGUGGUCAUCAUGCUGCUGGGCAACAAGGCCGACUCCACACAUGACAGGCUGGUGAAGCGAGAGGAGGGAGAGAAACUGGCAAAGGAGUUCGGAGUGCCCUUCAUGGAGACGAGCGCCAAAACUGGACUGAAUGUGGAGCUGGCCUUCACUGCUGUAGCCAAAGAACUGAAGCACAGGACCAUGAAGGAGCCCGACCAGCCAAAGUUUCAGCUUCAGGAGUUUGUCGACAAAGAAAUAAGGACUGCCGGCUGCUGCCGCUCGUAGACCACAUCCUAUCUGUGUGUGUGUGUGUGUGUGUGUGUGUGUGUGUGUGUGUGUGUGUGUGUGUGUGUGUGUGUGUGUGUGUGUGUGUGUGUGUGUGUGUGUGUGUGUGUGUGUGUGUGUGUGUGUGUGUGUGAGAGAGAGAGUGUGUGUGACUGAGAGAGAGAGAUCAGGUACGUUCUGUUGGAGUAUGUAAUCAGCCUGUGUUGGUGUGUCUGGGGAUAAUCUCAGCGUGUGUAAUAUUUCUUUAUGUGGUUAUGCGGCCAAUAUCUUCUCUCUCCCAACCCACCUCUCCUCUGCAACUGUGAAUGUAAUAUAAUUCCUAUCUACACGCGCGCGCGCACACACACACACACACACACACACACACACACACACACACACACACACACACACAGAGCAAUGUUGAAUCCAUCCUGUGCAGUUUUUCAUAAGUGUGAUGUACAUAUUUCAAACGUAAUUGUAAUGGAAGUCUUCUGAAAUCUUUGUCUUUGUUGAAACUCAAGUAUAUAGACACAAAUAUGUUAAAUAUUGUAUCAAUCAAUCUUCUUAAUGUAAUAGAUAUAGAUCUGAUGACCACAUUUCUACGGAUACAGUUCUGCGCCUGACGCGUGAGCUGACGAAUGGCACUGUGUGCUGUUUAUGAUCAGGAUGAAAUAUGGUUGUUGAUUUUAAUACUGUCCCGGUGAUCGUGACUAUCAUCAUACUAAGGUGAAAUAUGAUUUAAUAUGAUUUUUAUUUUACUUAUUUUAGGAGACAUCAGUUCUGUUGUAUUGUGGAAAAUAAAAGGAAAAGGAUGCUCGUCAGUUCCAGAAUGUUGAGUGCAAGAGGCAGAUAGACAAACAAACGUUUUUUUGACAAAGCAACAUGAUUCUUCUGAAGUAAGUACACACUUGGAAAUUGAGUUUGGGAUUUUUGACCCAUGGAAUUAUCAGUUUCCAAAAACUAAAUUGAACAAAAAACAAACGCUUUAACUCAAGGUCUCUCGCUGGAUCUUUCCAUUACAUCUCGUAAUCGUGGUCUUCUACAACGAUAUCAGCAACAUUCAUCCAUUUAAUAUUCAAUGGGUCAACUCCAUGUGCAACUCCUCCAUCCACUGACGAGGCCCAUGAGAUGUGGUGGAAAGCUCCGGAUAAGAUCAGUAAAGGGACGUUGAGUUAAGAUACUUUUUUGUCUAGAGAGAAAUUAGUGAUGUAUCUCCACUUUUUGUAAGUAUUGCAGUGAAUUUUAAACUUCUCAGUGGAAUGUGUGUAAAUAUUUCAAUCAGGUGCACCGAACCUCUUGACUUUUUUCCCACCGUUUUGACAGGUUUUGUUUUUGUGCAUAUCUUAGAAACAACACAAAAAAAUACACUAUUGUUUGAGCAAACAUGAGCACAGCAGAUAUUCAGUCUGAAAUUCUUGUGGUUUCCAACCGAGAUCACAACAUGUAGAAGACGCGUCGAGAAUUUGUUUUACCUGGAAGAAGGUUUGGUUGAGUGUAACUUGUUUCCUUCCCCUGAGGUGGUAAAGUUCCCGUUUUGGCUUAUAUCCAUCCGCAAGACGAGGGUUCGAGGGGGAAAGCUCAUUUUAAAGUUGCCAGUGUGUAAAGAUGGAGGAUUCAUGUGGCAGGAAUGCCAACAUAUUGAUUUUUGUCAGCUGUUCUGUCAAAGCUGGUUAUGCGAGUGUUCAAAAAUGCUAUACAUUCUGUUUCAAAAUGCUGUAAAUACACGUUCGGAAUGCUCACAUCCGAUUCAAAAUUCUGAUGUCAUUAAUUUCCUGUUGACUUGUAAUCUGUAUCUUAAUGGAAGCUGUUUGUAUUGUAUGAAUCUCAAGUGUUCUCAUUAAAGAAUUAGCGACGAA